UAUAUAAAAACGUUCUGUGUUCGCUCGGUUAAACUCAAUAAAUAAACUCCGAAGUUAUCGGAGGGAGAGACCUCAGAUAGCAUUCUAAAAUAGCUUGGUUGUGGGUUAGUUCACGAAUAUAGGAUUUUAUUCACUAUAUUCCUGACUUACCCACCUCGGGUAGAGUAAACGGGUGGAUAAAAGCGCUUCAUGAAUACGAGCCCUGGACGUCACGUGUAGUCCCCUGUUUGUCUUCCUCUCUAGCUUUGACAAGGUCUGCCGCACAGAGCCUACCCGCAAACCAGAUCAUUACCCGACGUGGCUUUAUCGAUAAUUUAGAACCAGUACUACGGGUGGACGGGUGGGUGUGGAGGGCAAGUCCACAGCUUUGCCGGUCGCCAGACAAGCACCGGGUAGACAGAUCCAUAGUCAGCUCUACCUACUAAGCUCUGGCUAGGUUCUUACAAAACCUCACUCGAGCGUCGGGGUCAGGCCUCAGUUCAAUAAAUUCACACUCUCCGUGUAAACACCCCGUCCACCCGUAAGUAGUUCGAUCAUAUAAUCGUUUUUCAAGUCAGACUCGUGGACGCAAGCGAGCGACAUGCUGUGUGGUGGUGGAGAGCAGACCUGAAUGAUUGGAGUACGAUCACGAAAACACGGUCACUGUCGGGUGGAAGGAAGCUUCUCGUUCUCACCCCGGGAUAGCUGUCUGUGAAAACAUGGCUUGAGCUGGCGUCUGUCACAACUUUCAUUGUGUUUAACCAUGGCAGCAUGGCCAGCCGUGUGUCUAUUCCUCUCUGGAAGUUUUUCGAGACAGUCUCCUUGGUUUUCUUCUUCAGACUGAUUACGGUGGUUGACUCCGCUUGUUCCUCCGAUGAUGGGGACGAUGACAGAAAGACUAACCGGCAACAAAGUAUGACCUGCUGGUACGAGUUGUGGUACUUUUGGCUAAUCGUUCUGUUUGCUGCCAUUUCACUCUUCAUUGUUAUUUUGUUCUACUGCAAGCACCACGUGAAGCGAGCCACAGGUGACAGCGAUCGUCAGAGAACUCUCGUAUUGACGAUGCCGGCUGGGCCGCCUCGCUACGAGGAGCCUGGACACCAUCCCCCACCCUACCACAUUGCCACCUCCAUGGGGAAUCCCCAGUCCCCUCUACAACAGGCUCAUCUACCCGGUUACGUCGACGAGUUGCUGUAUUACGAUGGCGUGGACUCCUUUUCGUCUACCGUCUCCAUAGGUGCUUUGUCUCAACCUCCACCAUAUUCUCCCCCUCCCACCGCCAGUCUGCGGCCACUAAACAGUUGACAUCUGCUCCUAACUGCAGCUGCCUACUGGAAUUGUUGACCACAACGACAAAAGGAAGUGAAUGAAAGGGUUACAACCCUCCCCCGAUAUCUUCUGUGACUUAAAUGACAAUAAAAAAUAUUAAAGGCGGCUAAAAAUUUGGUAAAGGUACUGUUUGGGAACACAUCUGGAUAACUUUUCAUUACCGAUAAGAAGAGGAGGUACUCUUACUGCAGAACAGUUUUUUUUUAAAUGCCUGACAGUAUUUUGUUUUACACAAAGUCUUCAAGUACUUGGUGUUCUGCAUUUUGCUAUAUGAAUGACUACUAACACUAAUAAGAACUAAAUAUCCCCAUGUGAAUAUGAUUACAUAAUCAAAAUUCUGUGUGUGUGGGCAUCUGUGUAUAUUUUCACAUUCAUGUGUAUAUGCACAGAAAUUCAGCAGUCAACUAGAAAGACAACUUGAUGUGAAUGUAAAACAUCCACUGCUCCAGUGAGUUUUCAUGCUUCUAAGCAGGAAUGGUCAAAACGACAGCAAACAUUUGAGGAAUGCCAAAUAAAGAUCUCAUCAGCCAUGGGUUUUAACCACCUUUUUGACAAGUAAUAGUUUUUGCUUUCUGAUGAUGUGUUUAUAUGCCUUACAAAUAAGGCAUGGAUAUAUAUCUAUGCAGCAAGAAACUUUAAAAAGUUGUUUUCAAUACUGCGUAAAACUUCUUUCUCUGCUGACACACUUGUUAAAUGGGUACCUGACCACUUGAGGGUUGGGUAAGGAAAGUGAGAGUGAGGAGAUAAGCAUCCAUCACAAAAGAGCGAGACUGAACAUGAACCUCUAGCACAUUUCCCAGUGACUGAAAGGGAAGACAGAAACCAUAUUUUUAAGUAAAAGGUUGUAUAAUGCUUAAAGUAUAUUAUUUAAACUAAUUUGAGGUGGAUUAUUUUGUUUGGAUGACAUUUUUUAUAUAAAAACGAUUCCUUGCUUUUGAGGAAUGCAACUCAGAAUAAAGGUGAUUCUUUGUUGCCAGUUGGGAUGCUUUGGCAAUGAUACAUCAAAUUAUUUACACUGAGGCACAGUAUUUUGUAAAUAUUGCGUCCUGUUGUGUCUAACUGGUGGUUAGGCCAACUUUUAUUCUGUGAUAAUGUGUGCUUCCAUUACAGAAGCUUCUAAUUUUAAAAAGUAUCAUUAACUACUCAUGAUUAACAGAUUGUUGCUUGAUGAUAUGACACAUUUUAAUAAAGAUAUCAAGCAAGCAUUUUUGCCUUUCUGCACAUUUUUAAAUUCUUUCCUUUGUGAUUUCAAGUGGUUCAUUGUAUCACUUGGUUUCAUGAAAUCUUCAGUGAGACUAAAAUGCCAUUGUAUUCUUAAAUGCUUUUGCAUCCUUGCUGAAUUCACAUGAAUUUUUUUGCAGAUGAAAAAAGUAGUGGUUAUCACAGCUUUUGCACAUUCUUAAUUGCUGAACAUCCUAUGCAAUGACCAACCUUUUCAUUAUGCUUCACGUGUAUCACUCCCCUGGAAUGCAUCAAAUAUCUACAUAUUCAUAAUUCAUGCCCUCUUCUGGAAACUCCACAUCUAAUUGAUGUAAAAAGCCAGAAAUAAGCUACCGUUAUCAAGAACACCAUGUAAUGGUGGGUGAAGAUAAGCGCACAACUCACAAUAAAAGAUAUUUCAUUACACUAAAUUAAACAUGACAAAUCAGCACCACUUUCAUUUUCAGCCUCUGUGAUACUUUGUUUUCUAUUUGUUUGCAGAACUGCAGGCAAUUAUAUGCAAGAUGUAUGCCUCAGUAACAUAUCAUGUUCAUAGAACAGUUAGUUUGAAAAUGGUUUGUCCAAGCUAUGACUGGGAUUUUUUUUCUUUAUAUUACUCUUAUUAAACUCUGAAAGCUAGUCAACCUUGUAUUUGCCUGUGUGACAGUAACCAGGAGAAUAUGAAGUGUAUAUAUAUAUAUAAAUUGUUGUAAAGAGUAAUUUUAAUUUUUGCCAGCAACCAUGAAGUAUUACUGUAAAUAUUGCCAAAUUCUGCAUGCUUUUUUCUCA
This is a messenger RNA of Pomacea canaliculata, 3297 nucleotides long. RefSeq lists its product as uncharacterized. Bases 751 to 1284 code for a protein of 177 amino acids. Lineage: Eukaryota; Metazoa; Mollusca; Gastropoda; Architaenioglossa; Ampullariidae. The transcript is spliced from 5 exons. The record is from RefSeq and is a predicted model, not a curated record.